Molecule: messenger RNA, 2167 nt
Organism: Rhopalosiphum maidis (corn leaf aphid)
Lineage: Eukaryota; Metazoa; Arthropoda; Insecta; Hemiptera; Aphididae
Product: potassium channel subfamily K member 15
Exons: 2
Coding region: 986-2029 (347 amino acids)
Biological process (GO): stabilization of membrane potential; potassium ion transmembrane transport
Cellular component (GO): membrane
Molecular function (GO): potassium ion leak channel activity
Source: RefSeq, a predicted model, not a curated record
AAUAUUAUAUAGUUAAUAGUUAAAGUUUUAUCAUUUUUUAAAUUUGUUAACACAACAUGUUUUAGAUACUUUUAUUUUGUAUUGGGAUACCUAAUGUUCUAAAUGAGCGUGGGGCUAAAACUUACAGGUCAAAUUUCCCAAUUUAUCUAAGUAAAACAUAGUAAUUUUUUUAUUAAAACUUAACGGCACAGUAAAAGUAGAAUUAAGUUCUUCGUGCUUGUUUUGUGACAUACGAUGUCAUAACACAAAUCAUGUACGGUUGGUUUACGUCAGUCAGGAAAAUAACGAAACAAUUUGCGGGUGUUCUGGAUCAAUAAUCUAUUUUCUGUUUCAUAUUCUUCAAUCGAACUUGUAGACUACAGUAUUGUUGUAUUAUUAAGGCUGAGAUUUAAUGGUUUUGCAUAUCGAAAAAUAAGUGGUAUCAUACUAAUUCGAUUCAAGGCAUAACUGUUCUAAAAUUUUUUUUUCCUAAUUAUUAUUUUUUUUCAUAAUAAUACAUUAAUACCUGUGUAUAUUUAACGCACAUUAUUUAAUAGUACCUAUAUAUUGUACUAUAUACACGUGCCAUAAACAUAAUGUACAAUACAAACUAUUGUGCACAAUUAAUUCAUGAACUAAUUUUAUUACAAUUGCAGAGUUUUGAAUAUCUUUUUAAAUUGUCGGUAAUGUUCCCUAUUUCUCCUGUACAUAAUCGAAUGCAUUGCGAUUGUUUAUGAACCGCCUAGUGCAUCGGAAUCGCAGCUCUCUGAUUAUUAUUACGUAACGCAACGCGCUGGUUCGGGAAACGACGUCCACCGCGGAUAGUAUAUUAUUAUCGUGUGUACGGCGACUGCGCGCAUUUUUAGCCGCUCCGGCGGCGGCACGCGCCGUUUUCUAUUUUUGUACUAUUAUACACACACAUCGGUGCUUGGCACACGACCGAGCGAGCGGCGGCGAUGGCGACUGGUGUGGAAGUAUAGCGGCGGCGGUCAGUCGGCGGCGCGCAAUGGUGCCGGUGGGCGACAAGAGCAGCACCGGGUCAUCGUCGGCGGCGUACAACGCGGCCGGCGCCGACAACCCCAAGGAGCGGCUGAAGGAGUGUUGCCGGAAGUUGGUGGCGUUCAUGUGCACGCAGGUGGGCGUCGGUGGCCUGGUGGUCGGCUAUGCGGUGGUGGGCGCGUUCUGCUUCAUACAGAUCGAGGGCCAGGCGGGCGACGCUCAACAUCACGCCGUCGAGCAGCUCCGGCACAACUGUUCGGUGAACGUGUGGAACGCUACAAACACGUACAACGUGCUGUACCGGGACAACUGGACGCGGCAGGUGACGGACGCGCUCACGCACUUCCAGGUCAACUUGGCGCUCAUCGUCAAGAAGGGCUACGACGGCCGGACCACCGAGGAGACGUGGUCGUUUUCUGCCGCCCUCAUGUUUUCCCUGUCCAUAUUCACCAUGAACGGUUACGGUAACGUCGUGCCCAAGACCAUGCUGGGCAAGGCCGCCACCGUCGUGUACGCUGUGUUCGGCAUACCCUUGUACGUGCUCUACUUCCGAAACAUGGGAAAGGUGUUAGCCCAGAGUUUCCGGUGGCUAUACACGUGGGUGUACCAGUGCAGCAUGGAAGACAAGGCUGGCAGUGACCCGUACAAUCAACAGUUGCCCCAGAAGUCGAGGGUGAUCGUGCCGUCCAUGGCUUGCCUGUGGGUGCUGGCGGCGUAUGUGGCCACCGGCACGGUGACGUUUGUCACGCUCGAAGACUGGUCGUACCUGGACAGUACGUUUUUCUGCGUCACUAGCUUGUGCAAGAUCGGUAUCGAGAACUUCGUGCCGGUGGGCAGCAUCACGGACGCCGCGACCGAUCACCCUAUGAAGCUGGUCAUCAAGUUCGUGUACCUACUGCUGGGCAUGGGCAUCAUAGCCAUGUGCUUCGACCUGAUGCGCGAAGACGUCCAGGUCCGGGUGAGGAACCUGAAAAUGGAUAUCGGACUGUGCUUCGAAGACAUACGGCUGCGGGCCGUGGCCGUGUACAGACGUCGAAACUCAUUCGAUUGACGUCCACGCACAUCAUAUAUAAAACAUUUGAUCAUAAGACAUAAUAUUAUUGUAAUAUUGUUAACGAUAAACGCCCGUUAUAUAUGUUUCGAACGUAUUGUGUAUCUUUUAUAAUUAUAUUUUAUGUACCUACGACGA